AUGAGCUCCCUGGUCAGCACCUCACACCUCCAGCUCGCUGCCUUUGCUCUGGGCACCAUAGGCUGGAUCCUGUGCACCGUUUCAAUGGGAAUUGUGGAAUGGAGAGUGUGGCAUGUGGACAACACCACUGUCAUCUCCUCUGGCAUUGCCUGGGUGGGGAUUUGGAAAGUCUGCUUCAUCAGUUACCUUCAUGUCUCACCUGGCUAUAGAGAACAGUUUUGCCAUAAAUUCAGUGGCUAUGACUCCUUCAUCCCCUAUGAAAUUUAUGUUGCUCAGGGUCUCAUGUUGAUUGCCAUGUUCAUGGGCUUGCUGGGACUGGCUGCUACAAUAUUUGCUCUGAGAAAUGUGUAUAUGGGAAUCACUCACAAAACUCUCAUUGCCCCGUUCUUCCUGGUGGGUGGCUUCUUGUACAUAUUUGCUGGUCUGUGUGUCCUGAUUCCCGUGAGCUGGAAUUUCUAUUCUGUAGCUCACAACCAGAGCAUAGCUUUUCCUCCUUCUUACUACAUGCCCUCCAGUCCAGAGGCACAGGAAGCUGGUGCUGCCAUUCCUGUUGGGAUUGUGGCUGUCAUCCUCCUGCUGCUAAGUGGGACGUUUUCUCUCUCAUACAGAUUUCCCAUGACUGCAAACACUAUCACGAAAUCCUGA
Molecule: messenger RNA, 645 nt
Organism: Poecile atricapillus (Black-capped chickadee)
Lineage: Eukaryota; Metazoa; Chordata; Aves; Passeriformes; Paridae
Gene: CLDN34
Product: claudin 34
Exons: 1
Coding region: 1-645 (214 amino acids)
Biological process (GO): cell adhesion; bicellular tight junction assembly
Cellular component (GO): plasma membrane; bicellular tight junction
Molecular function (GO): structural molecule activity
Source: RefSeq, a predicted model, not a curated record